This is a messenger RNA of Peromyscus eremicus (cactus mouse), 210 nucleotides long. Its product is annotated as small ribosomal subunit protein eS28-like. NCBI's taxonomy places the organism in Eukaryota, Metazoa, Chordata, Mammalia, Rodentia, Cricetidae. Gene Ontology annotation, biological process: ribosomal small subunit assembly; maturation of SSU-rRNA; translation. Gene Ontology annotation, molecular function: structural constituent of ribosome. Bases 1 to 210 code for a protein of 69 amino acids. The transcript has a single exon. The record is from RefSeq and is a predicted model, not a curated record. Gene Ontology annotation, cellular component: ribosome; cytosolic small ribosomal subunit.
AUGGACACGAGUCACAUGAAACCCAUCAAGCUGGCUAGGGCAACCAAAGUGCUAGGCAGGACUGGUUUGCAGGGACAGUGCACACAGGUGCGCGUGGAAUUUAUGAAUGACACCAGACGCUCUAUCAUCCAAAACGUCCAAGGCCCAGUUCCGGAGGGUGAUGUGCUCACCCUAUUGGCGUCAGAGACAGAGGCUUGGAGGUUGCGCUGA